Manihot esculenta (cassava) is the source of this 1383-nucleotide messenger RNA. RefSeq names its product GDSL esterase/lipase 5. NCBI's taxonomy places the organism in Eukaryota, Viridiplantae, Streptophyta, Magnoliopsida, Malpighiales, Euphorbiaceae. The coding region runs from base 151 to 1272 and encodes 373 amino acids. Gene Ontology annotation, molecular function: hydrolase activity, acting on ester bonds. The transcript is spliced from 5 exons. The record is from RefSeq and is a predicted model, not a curated record.
GUCUGAAUACCUUGUUUCGGUCCAAAGAAAAAAGCUUUGAAUUGCAUGAUUUCUCUCGCAAAAAUCAAAUAAUGACAGAUUUACUUUAUACAUAUAUGUAUAUAUAUGCAAUAGAAGAUUUCUGUGACUAAUGCAACCAGAAAGCCAGCCAUGGCAAGGCCAAGGCUAAGCUCUCUCUUCUUCGUUGUCUUCCAUCUUCAGCUAGUUCUCAUUUCAGCAACUUCAGAAGCAAAAUCCGACGAGCACCCAAAGAAACAUGUUCAUUUCUUCAUCUUUGGUGACUCAUUUCUAGACGCCGGAAACAACAACUAUAUCAACACCACAACUCUUGACCAAGCCAAUUUCUGGCCUUAUGGGGAGACUCACUUCAACUUCCCCACCGGCCGUUUCUCCGAUGGUCGUUUGAUGGUAGACUUUAUUGCUGAGUAUGCAAAUCUUCCAUUAAUCCUACCUUUUCUGCAACCUGGCAUUGAUCAAUAUAGAUUUGGAGUGAAUUUUGCAUCAGGAGGAGCAGGUGCUUUGGUUGAAACUUUUCAAGGGGAUGUGAUUGAUCUAAAAACACAGUUGAGCUACUACAAGAAGGUGGAGAAAUGGUUAAGAGACAAAUUAGGCAAUAAUGAAGCUAAGAUGACAAUAUCAAAAGCUGUUCACUUGUUUAGCAUCGGUAGUAAUGAUUACAUGAGCCCUUUCUUGACCAAUUCCACUGUCUUAAACUCUUACUCCAACUCCAGAUUUGUUGGGAUGGUCAUUGGCAAUUUGACUGCAGUUCUUAAAGAUGUUUAUGAGCUAGGAGGCAGGAAAUUUGCAUUCAUCAAUCUGCCAGAAUUAGGCUGUCUUCCUGCUAUGAGAAUAAUUAAACCAGAAAAUAAUGGUAAAUGCUUGGAGGAAGCUUCACUUCUAGCAACUUUACAUAAUAAAGCUCUCUCCAAGCUCCUCUUUGGAUUGGAGAAACAAUUAAAGGGUUUCAGAUAUUCAAUCUAUGACUUCAAAACCAGUCUUCAUCAAAGAAUGAAGCAUCCUUCCAAAUAUGGUUUGAAGCAAGGGAAGGCAGCAUGCUGUGGAACAGGGAAGUUUAGAGGGGUUUACAGCUGUGGAGGAAAGAGAGCAGUGAAAGAGUUUGAGUUAUGUAAAAACCCAAAUGAAUAUCUGUUUUGGGACUCUUUUCAUCUCACAGAAAUGGCUUACAAACAAUUGGCAGAUGAAAUGUGGGGUGGAAAUGGAAAUUCUCUUGCUGUUGGGCCUUACAAUCUCAAGCAACUUUUCCAAAAUUGAAUAAAAUUUAUCUCCUACAUCUUCUACUUUUGUAAAAUUUAAGUAAACAAUAUUUGAUAUUAUUUUUUUGCUUCUAUUCUUUUCUAUCUCUAUGGAAUAAACACUUCUUUU